CUGCUCUGAGUUGCUGCAGGUUUAAUGGCAGGGUUCAGAGGCGUCGCGCGCCGUCACCUGUGUGUGGUGUGACUGCAUGACAGAAACGCUGAAACAUGACGUGAACGCACCGCAGCUCGUGCCAUGAUUUGACAUUUCCUGGACACCUCUUGCAGCUGGAGGGAGUCCAGAGAUGCUGCGGCUUGUCUGGCUGCCGGAGUGCCGCUGCGCCACAGCAGGCUGCUCCCUCCAGCUCUGCUGAAACUGGACCUGAUUGCCACCCUCUUAACGCGUCCUGCGGGGAUCGAACCGCCGCUGCACGCUCCACCGCCCGCAGGAUGGGGAGCAGCUUCUCCAGCCUGGCUGCCUUCCAGUCCCUGCACAUCGUCAUGCUCGGCUUGGACUCUGCGGGGAAAACCACCGUCCUGUACCGCCUGAAAUUUAACGAGUUCGUCAACACGGUUCCCACCAUCGGCUUCAACACGGAGAGGAUCCGGCUGGGCGGCGCGGGGGCCUCCAGGGGCAUCAGCUGUCACUUCUGGGACGUGGGGGGCCAGGAGAAGCUGCGGCCCCUGUGGAAGCCCUACAGCCGCUGCACGGACGGCAUCGUGUACGUGGUGGACUCCGUGGACGCGGAGAGGCUGGAGGAGGCCCGGACUGAGCUGCACAAGAUCACCCGCUUCCAGGAGAACCAGGGGACCCCGCUGCUGGUCAUCGCCAACAAGCAGGACCUGCCCCGGGCGCUGGACGUCGGAGAGAUCGAGAGGCAGCUCGCGCUGGCCGAGCUGAGCCCCUCCACCCCCUACCACAUCCAGCCUGCCUGCGCCAUCAUAGGUGAGGGACUGCACGAGGGCAUGGACAAGCUGUAUGAGAUGAUAGUAAAGAGGAGGAAGUCAGUGAAGCAGAAGAAGAAGAAGCAUAAAGAAAUAUUAGAUCAUCAUGAAUGAAAUAAACUCAGAGGAGAAAAUCCUGCAGGUUUCUACACCAGGACGCUGUGGAUCAUGGAGGAAGCUUCCUGGAAUCAGUCCGUUCCAGGACUGUACAUCCUCCUACCGGCACCUGGAAGGCACUUUAAAAUAAAAUGUGUUAUUAUUUAAGUGUGAAAGCAGUUCAGGUUGGGAGAAGGAAAAUCCUGAUGCAUGUGUGGCGUAGACGGAAAGUUUCUUCCUCAGCUGGGAUUGUUCCUUCUCUGGAAACACUGACUUCUUCCACCACAUUCUGCAGCUUCUGUUUGUACAAAUUUCCCCACAAGAAGGAAAGAAGAAGAAAUGAGUUGCUGAAAAAGCAUCUGGAUGCAAACAAAAUGUGAUGAUAAUUCCAUUUAAAUUGGGAUUGGAACGGGAAUUUCCUGUUUAUGUUGCUACUAACAGCAGCUGCUGCUCUGCUGUCGGACCUUUGAGCCAAUCAGAUGUUUAGGACGUGAACGCACCAACAUCAGGUUUGACCUGACUGUGUUUACUCUGAUUCCUCAUUCACAGCUGUGUGGUUAGGUUUAGGAAAACAUACCCAUCAGCUUCAUGCAGUUUCCUUUCUACCCUCGUCUGCUGCGAGGUGACGCACACGGUGCGUUGAAACUGCAGGUUUUCUUACAGCCAAUCACAACAAAGGUUUCUCUUGCGGAUGCGUUUAGAAACAGAUGGAAACGAGAGCCGGUUUGGCAUCAGGU
This is a messenger RNA of Melanotaenia boesemani (Boeseman's rainbowfish), 1645 nucleotides long. Its product is annotated as ADP-ribosylation factor-like protein 4C. The coding region runs from base 318 to 926 and encodes 202 amino acids. Gene Ontology annotation, molecular function: GTP binding; GTPase activity. The transcript is spliced from 2 exons. Gene Ontology annotation, biological process: intracellular protein transport; endocytic recycling. NCBI's taxonomy places the organism in Eukaryota, Metazoa, Chordata, Actinopteri, Atheriniformes, Melanotaeniidae. Gene Ontology annotation, cellular component: cytoplasm. The record is from RefSeq and is a predicted model, not a curated record.